Molecule: messenger RNA, 1200 nt
Organism: Fonsecaea multimorphosa CBS 102226
Lineage: Eukaryota; Fungi; Ascomycota; Eurotiomycetes; Chaetothyriales; Herpotrichiellaceae
Exons: 1
Coding region: 1-1200 (399 amino acids)
Biological process (GO): proteolysis
Molecular function (GO): aspartic-type endopeptidase activity
Source: RefSeq, a predicted model, not a curated record
AUGCGACAUCUAGCUGCAUUCUGCCUGCUCUUCCCACUCCUGCUCUUGACGGAGCUUGUUACGGGUGCGCCAUCCAGCUCACUGCAGGAAUAUAAUCGCCGGUCGAGCAAGUCUAUCUUGCUCAAGACUCGACGAGUCAACAAGCCCACCCUACGCCGACGUCAAGAUGACGGUGAUUCGUUCUUGACUACGAUAGCCUGGGAUCCGACGGAAUCCCAAUACGAGAUCUCCGUGGGCAUCGGCACCCCUCUGCAGGAUAUCUUGCUCGUCGUCGACACGGGCAGCUCGGACACGUGGGCGUUUCCCCCGGACCUGUGCAGCAUCACGCCCAACUGCUUCUGGUCGUUCGAUCCGGACCAGUCGAGCACUUACGAAGUGGUCGGAAGUGGCGCUUUCAGCAUCACAUACGAAGAGGGGACUAGCGUGGCGUCGGGGGACUUUUUCAAGGACACGGCGAGCUUCGAGGGUGGUGUGCAAGUUGAGGACGUACAAUUCGGGCUGGCGACGGCCAUCACGGGCAAUCUGAGUUACGGAGUAGCGGGCCUGGGCUUCGACACCAACGAAGCCGAGCCGGGCUAUCCUGACCUGAUAGACAUGCUGGUCAGCUCCGGCACCAUCGACACGCCGUUGUUCAGCCUCUGGUCCGACCUGAUUGGUCCCGACAGCGGCGGGUACAUUCUCUUUGGCGGUGUCGACGAAACAGCCUACAAAGGCGACAUCGUCUGGCGGCCCAUGGUGGCAGACGACGACGGCGUGUACCGCGAGUACGCCAUCACCCUGACGGGCUGGGGAACCACCGCCGAUCCACCCAAACAACUCGUCCCCGUCGACGUCAAGCUCGACAUGCUUCUGGACUCGGGCACCACAAACAUCGUCGUGCCCCAAGACAUGUACAAUGCCAUCGUCGGCUACCUUCCCUUCGCCGUCAACAAUGGCAAUGUGGAUUGCACUGGCAUCCCCGCCGGGUCCGUCGACUUUUACUUUGGCGACGAGCUCAAGAUCUCGAUCCCCUUCCAGGCGCUUGUGCUCCCGCUGUCCCCGGGUUCGGACAGCUGCUUCUUCGGCAUCGAGGUUGCGUCCGAGGGAGGGUGGUUGAUUCUGGGUGACACCUUUUUGCAGAACGCCUAUGUUGCUUUUGACUUGGCCAAUUAUCGCUUUGGUAUCGCUCCGACGAACUAUGGGCCGACGGAUUCAUCAUGA